Messenger RNA from Funneliformis mosseae, 834 nucleotides. NCBI's taxonomy places the organism in Eukaryota, Fungi, Glomeromycota, Glomeromycetes, Glomerales, Glomeraceae. The record is from the annotation of a GenBank genome assembly.
AUGAAUGACUUUUUUAAUUUAGCCGUAAAAAAAGCUCCAAUGUUAAUUUCUACAACGAUAAAUCAUUAUCGCAAGGGCCCACCUCAACCUUCAUGGGAUUUAAAAUUUCAUUUAGUUUUUGCCUUGAUUAAAUCAAACAUCGGUGAUUUCAAUAAUCUAACAAUUGAGCAGGCACAACAAGACUCUAAACGUCACGCUCCUUUAUUACCUGAUACAAUUACAAAUGAGUCCAAGGUAGACAAUAAAUAUAGACAUGAAUCUCAAAUUCAUCUUGAGAGAAUUUUGAAACCCUAUGAACACGUCUUGGAUACCGAAUGGAAAGAUUUAAAAGAUGAUGGAAUUACUGCUGAAUGGGUUCAGAUUCGUGACGAUGGAUGGGAAAAAAGAGAAGUUAGGAAAACCAUUCUUUAUUUACACGGUGGAGCUUAUUAUUUAUGUAGUAAAGAAUCCCAUCGCAAAAGCACUAGCGCGCUUGCUAAAGGAUCCAAUGCGAGAGUUUUUGCAAUUGAUUAUCGGCUUGCACCUCAAAAUCAAUUUCCUGCAGCAUUACAAGAUGCAUUAGCUGCUUACUUGUAUCUCUUAAAUCCUCCAAAAGAUUCAGGAUUUGAACCUUUAAAUCCAAAAAAUAUCAUAUUUGCUGGAGAUAGUGCAGGGGGUGGUUUGUGCAUGGCACUUGGACUUGCCGUACGUGAUGCUGGCCUGCCUUCAUGCGCCGGUAUCGUCGGAUGGAGUCCAUUGCUCGAUCUUACACACAGUAUGCCAUCAACUAUAAGUGAUAAAUGCGAGGAAACCGAUUUUGUUUCAAUAACAAGUUUUCGACAUGUAACAUCUCAA